This is a messenger RNA of Urocitellus parryii (Arctic ground squirrel), 2997 nucleotides long. RefSeq names its product MCF.2 cell line derived transforming sequence (gene Mcf2). Gene Ontology annotation, biological process: dendrite development; intracellular signal transduction. Gene Ontology annotation, molecular function: guanyl-nucleotide exchange factor activity. Gene Ontology annotation, cellular component: cytoplasm. The record is from RefSeq and is a predicted model, not a curated record. NCBI's taxonomy places the organism in Eukaryota, Metazoa, Chordata, Mammalia, Rodentia, Sciuridae.
AUGCAAGACAUCGCCUUCCUGUCUGGUGGCCGGGGAAAGGACAAUGCUUGGAUCAUUACAUUUCCAGAAAACUGUAAUUUUAGAUGUAUACCAGAGGAAGUAAUAGCAAAAGUCCUCACUUAUCUGACAUCUAUUGCAAGGCAAAAUGGGUCUGAUUCCCGGUUUACCAUUAUUUUGGAUCGAAGAUUGGAUACAUGGUCCUCUCUUAAGAUAUCUCUCCAAAAAAUCUCUGCUUCUUUCCCUGGGAACUUGCACUUAGUUUUGGUUUUACGUCCUACCAGUUUUCUUCAACGAACUUUCACAGACAUUGGAUUUCGAUUUAGUCAGGAGGAUUUCAUGCUCAAAUUACCAGUUGUUAUGCUGAGCUCAGUUAGUGAUUUGCUGGCAUACAUUGAUGACAAGCAGUUAACCCCUGAGUUAGGCGGCACCUUGCAGUACUGCCACAGUGAAUGGAUCAUCUUCAGAAAUGCUAUAGAAAAUUUUGCCCUCACAGUGAAAGAAAUGGCUCAGAUGUUACAGUCCUUUGGAACUGAACUCGCUGAGACAGAACUACCAGAUGAUAUUCCUUCAAUAGAAGAAAUCCUGGCAAUUCGUGCCGAAAGGUAUCAUUUAUUGAAGAAUGAUAUUACAGCUGUAACCAAAGAAGGAAAAAUUCUUCUAACAAAUCUGGAAGUGCCUGACACUGGAGAAGCUGUCAGUUCGAGUAUUGAACGUCAUCAGCAAAUAAAUGGUGACUGGCAAACUAUUAAUAAAUUGCUGGCUCAAGUGCAUGACAUGGAAACAGCUUUUGAUGGAUUUUGGGAAAAACACCAAUUAAAAAUGGAGCAGUAUCUGCAACUGUGGAAGUUUGAGCAAGAUUUUCAAGAGCUUGUCACUGAAGUUGAACUUCUAUUAAAUCAGCAAGCUGAGCUGGAUGAUGUAACAGGGAAUAUAGCUCAAGUAAAACAAAAAAUUAAAAAAUUGGAAAACUUAGAUGAAAAGUCUCAGGAUCUAUUAACAAAAGCCCGAUUUGUGAUAUUACAUGGACACAGGCUUGCAGCAAAUCACCAUUAUGCACUUGAUUUAAUCUGCCAGAGAUGCAAUGAGCUACGUUACCUUUCUGAUAUUUUGGUUAAUGAGAUCAAGGCAAAACGGAUUCAGCUUAGCAGGACCUUCAAAAUGCAUAAACUCCUACAGCAGGCUCGUCAGUGCUGUGAUGAAGGGGAAUGUCUUUUAGCUAAUCAGGAAAUGGAUAAGUUUCAGUCUAAAGAAGAUGCCCAGAAAGCCCUUCAAGACAUUGAAAAUUUUCUUGAAAUGGCUCUACCUUUUAUCAAUUAUGAUGCUGAAACCCUGCAGUAUGAAUUUGAUGUAAUGUUAUCUCCUGAACUCAAGGUUCAAAUGCAGACUGUCCAACUCAAGCUUGAAAAUAUUAGAACUAUAUUUGAGAAUCAGCAGGCUGGUUUCAGGAACCUGAGAGAUAAGCAUGUGAGGCCAAUCCAAUUUGUGGUACCUGCCUCUGAAAAUUUGAUCAGAGCUAGAGCACCAUUUUUUCCAACUAAACAUGUGGGAAUUGGAUACUCUUUCUUUCAAGCAUGUAAGCUUUUUUCAAAAGGGAAGAAGACUUGGAGACAAAAUCAGAGCAACUUAAAGAUUGAAGUAGUCCAUGAUUGUCAGGAGAAGAGAAGUUCUGCUCAACCCUCCAGUUUGGACAAUGACAAUAGCUUGGAUGUUUUAAAGAACCACGUCCUAAAUGAGCUGAUACAGACUGAGAGAGUGUAUGUUCGAGAGCUGUUUACUGUGCUGUUGGGCUAUCGAGCGGAGAUGGAUAAUCCAGAGAUGUUUGAUCUUAUGCCACCUGUCCUGAGAAAUAAAAAAGAUGUUCUCUUUGGAAAUAUGGCAGAAAUAUAUGAAUUCCAUAACAACAUUUUCAUGAGCAGCCUGGAAAAUUGCUCUGAUGCUCCAGAAAGAGUGGGACCUUGCUUCCUGGAAAGGAAGGAUGAUUUUCAGAUAUAUGCAAAAUACUGUCAGAAUAAGCCCAGAUCAGAGAUAAUUUGGAAGAAGUAUUCAGAAUGUGCCUUUUUCCAGGAAUGUCAGAGAAAAUUAAAACACAGACUUGGUCUGGAUUCCUAUUUGCUCAAGCCAGUACAGCGAAUCACUAAAUAUCAGUUACUCUUAAAGGAGCUAUUAAAAUAUAGCAAGGACUGUGAAGGAUCUACUCAAUUAAAGGAGGCCCUUGACACAAUGCUGGAUUUACUGAAGUCAGUUAAUGACUCCAUGCAUCAGAUUGCAAUAAAUGGCUACAUUGGAAACUUAAAUGAGCUUGGCAAGAUGAUAAUGCAUGGUGGAUUCAGUGUCUGGAUAGGGCACAAGAAAGGUGCUACAAAAAUGAAGGAUUUUGCUAGAUUCAAACCAAUGCAGCGACACCUCUUCUUGUAUGAGAAAGCUGUUGUUUUCUGCAAAAGGCGCACUGAAUCUGGAGAAGGCUCUGAUAGAUACCCAUCAUAUAGUUUUAAGCAUUGUUUGAAAAUGGAUGAAGUUGGAAUCACAGAAUAUGUAAAAGGUGACAACCGCAAGUUUGAAAUCUGGUAUGGUGGGAAGGAAGAAGUUUAUAUUAUACAGGCUCCGAAUGUAGAUGUGAAGAUGUCAUGGUUAAAAGAAAUAAGAAAUAUUUUGUUGAAGCAACAGGAACUUAUGACAGUUAAAAAACGGAAGCAACAAGAACCGAUUACAGAGGAACGGCUUUCUCCUCAGCAGAGUGAUGAAAAGCAACAGGGAGCUUUUCUAAGUAUCCAGGAAACUGAAUCGGAACAACCCAGUGCUAUGGUGGCGGUCAGUGAGGCAGUUGUGUCAGUUCAGGCAGAAGCAAAUGCAGUUUGGACUGAGAUGUCACAAUCUGCAGGAAUCUCUGAAGAGCCUGAGGAAUGGUCAAGCAACUAUUUCUACUCUACUUAUGAUGACCAUGAAGAAGAAGAUAGGCCCCUAAUGAGACCCGUGUCAGAGAUGGCUCUCCUAUUUUGA